GCUCGUCCCCCCAACAGUACUUGUAGCUAUGGAAACUCGUCGAUGGCAACAUCCACCAGUCUGCUCUGCCUCCAUCCUCACAACGCCACCUCUCUGAGGUGCUGCUGACUCUGCUGCUGCGAGCCCGUAAAUUAGACGCUGCAAGAUGGCGAUUGUGCGACUCGUGGCUUGUUUUGUUCUUUACGCCAGCUUAGGUCACAUCCCAUCAUCUCUUGGGGUAAUCCUCCGAACCACAGACAAGAUUGUGUGGGCAAAUGAGUUUGAGCCCAUUGAGCUGACCUGUUUAAUAGAGUCCAUCUCGACAAACAACCCAAGGAUUGAGUGGAAAAAGAUUAAGAAUGGUGUUCCCAGCUAUGUGUACUUUCAAAAUAGGAUAUCAGGGGACUUGGAGCACAGAGCUCAGCUCAGAGAGCCGGCCAACAUCCUGAUCUUCAACACCACCCGAUCAGACACUGCAGAGUACCGCUGCGAGGUGGCCGCCAUCGAUGAUCAAAGGGACUUUGAUGAAAUACUUAUUAGUCUUGCAGUAAGAGUGAAGCCUGUGGUGCCACGGUGCAGCGUGCCAGAGGCCGUCACAGUUGGAACAUCAACAGAACUGCGAUGUCUGGAGAACGAGGGAUUCCCUGCUCCCCAGUACCGCUGGUUCCACAACAAUGAGGAGCUUCCUCAGGACCCUAAAAUCAGCCCGAAGCUGGUCAACUCAUCUUACAGCAUCAACCCCGACACCGGAGGACUGAAAUUUCGAAGAGUGAGGAAGGAGGACGCAGGGGAGUACUACUGCCAGGCAAAGAACGAUGCAGGGCACGCACAGUGUCCCCCACAAAUGAUGGAAGUCUAUGACGUGGACAUCCUUGGGAUUUUCCUCAAGUCGUUUGGCGCAGUGAUUGUUUUCUUCUGUUUGGCUGCUUCCAUUUGUCAUUCCCUGAGACGUGGCUGCUUCUCCAAAAAAGGUCACAAUGAAAAUAAUUACAACUGGCCAGCACAGACUGAUGGUGUUGAAUAUGGUGAUGCAGAUGAGGGUCAUUUUCGCCACAAGUCUUCAUUCAUCAUUUGACAGCUGAGACAAACAAAAAGCAAAAAAAAAAAAAACAAGAACUGUUGAGGUUAACUUGCUACAACGAUCCUCCAGACGGUAAAGUUUGAGGUGUAACAUGGCACAUUCUUCUCUGAUGCACAUAAAAAUCAAAUCAACCAACUUGCCAAAGUAAUUUUAGUAUCAUUUUGUGGCACUGUUUCAUGUUUUUUAUAACGUAAGAGCGUUUUUUAUUUUGGUCUCUGUCAGUAUAAGUUUCCGGGUAAAUUAUUGUUUUGAUUUUUACUCGUUACUUGGUUCAUUUUCGUUUAUGUCACGUUUAUUACACAACAGAACCAUUACAAAGCUGUGGAAUUUGAUAUUUGGUCCAUGGUGUCAUCGCAAAGGACGCUGGAAGCCACAUUCCUUCACGAUUUUUUGGACAAAAUCCUCUUUUGUAACUCUGAAACUUUUUACUGAGUACACUGAAAUUGUUUUACAAAGGUACUUUAACAUUGUCUUUGUUCAUAAGAUAAACAUAUUCUUUAUUUUGUUUCAUGUGGGGAAGAGUUGAAACUUGUUUUUGUACAUACUGUAGUUAUACAGGCAAUAAGCAGCAGACUGUAAGAGGCUGCUGAGCUCAGACUCAUAAGGCACAAUUUAUCAGCCUUUGUUAUAUUUACAGAUGAUAACAAGUAUGUAUGAGUAACCUGUGAAUUCGAACAACAUAUAUCCCACUAUGCUGCAAAGUCAAUAUGUACUAUAAAGGUGGUGAAGUAUGAUUUUUAGAGUGCUGUUUCUGUGUCUAAGUGACCUUCUGUGCUUUACUAAUUAUUUUGAGUAUUGGACAUAUUGUCCAGUUUUGACUCAGUAUUUAAUGUACAGAGAUACAUACAUUUUUUGAUCUUUUGAUUUUCAUACAUUGCACACCCAUACCUUAUUGUAAAUAUGCAAUAAAACUGUCGUUGGAAAUAAAUUUACAGUAUUUACCGUUGUGUGUGUUUCUGCAGUGUUGAGGCUGUCAUUUCAAACAUGAGUGUCAAUGAUUUGUGUAACAACUCAGGAACUGUUGUAAAAUGUCCACUGUUCAUUUGAUAUUACUGUUA
Acanthopagrus latus (yellowfin seabream) is the source of this 2118-nucleotide messenger RNA. RefSeq names its product junctional adhesion molecule 3a (gene jam3a). Gene Ontology annotation, molecular function: protein heterodimerization activity; protein homodimerization activity. Gene Ontology annotation, biological process: angiogenesis; cell adhesion. The record is from RefSeq and is a predicted model, not a curated record. Lineage: Eukaryota; Metazoa; Chordata; Actinopteri; Spariformes; Sparidae. Bases 146 to 1054 code for a protein of 302 amino acids. The transcript has 9 exons.